Molecule: messenger RNA, 2226 nt
Organism: Coniosporium apollinis CBS 100218
Lineage: Eukaryota; Fungi; Ascomycota; Dothideomycetes
Exons: 1
Coding region: 1-2226 (741 amino acids)
Biological process (GO): carbohydrate metabolic process
Molecular function (GO): hydrolase activity, acting on carbon-nitrogen (but not peptide) bonds
Source: RefSeq, a predicted model, not a curated record
AUGACAUCGAUAUCUGCCGCGAGCAACAAAUUGUCCUUUAAGCCGAAGGCAGGCUCGUACUUCUACGAGACCUUCGCAUGCCAAGCUGCGUCCACCGACGGCUACAACUCGAUUCAGUUCUCUAUCAAAGGCCCAGCAGGGGGAUCGCUCACUCUCGAAAUCCAAACUAAGACAGCUUGCACAGCCUCAGCAUAUACGAGCAAGUACUUUGUGGUGAGUGGCCUUACGGGAGCUACUCAGACCGUCACUGUCCCGUUCACAUCAUUUGCUGGAGCCAAUGCCAACGCUGUUACUGCUUUCGUGUGGAGUGCAUUUUCUAGCACAACCGCAACAUGGGAGAUGAGCCAGGUACAAUUUGCUUGCGGCGCGGCAACAGUAUCAUCCGCGACUUCAAGGCCUGCAUCGAGCAGUGUAGCAGUCUCGAGCACAGCACCCGUAGUCUCAAGCAGAGCAAGCUCGGUUGUUCCCACCACUACGCGCGCCUCAUCCAUGACUACGGUCGUGGCCACCAGCAGCGCUGCCACUCCAUCCGGUCAGUGCAAAAACCUGCUUAUUGACGACUGGACCUCUCAAUCUCGGUUGACCUUCCUAUACUACAACGCCAUGCUCGAGCCCAGCUCCGACGACGGCACAUUCCAGUCCAUCGUAGUUGGCUCUCCGGCCGCAAACAGAGUUACGCUCACGCCGAAGGAUGCUGGCUCUUACUUCUAUAGCCAGACUGGGUGCACCAAUGCCAAGAAUGUCUAUGGUGGCAUCUCCCUCCGCAUCAAGGCCGCUGCUGGAACUAUCUUCGGCAUUGAGAUGUCCUCGGCUGCGACAUGCGGAGGCGCAGAUAAUGUAUGGGCGUAUCAGACCACUGCCCAGCUCGGAUGGACGUUUGACGGCACGGAGAAGCUUUACACUAUCCCGUUCACAAGCUUUCCUACCCUGGAUACAAGCAAGGUCACGCACAUCCUCUUCAGCAACCUAAACAGAGCCAUCAGCCUGGGGCCUAUGUCGUUCUACUGUGGAAACACCGUCAGUGAGUACGUGGUAACGACAUCAACACCAGCGAGCCCGAGCUCAACUGUUCCGGCGCCGAGGGGCACAGCUACCGCACUCAUCAUCGACGAGUUUGCCAGCUCUGCAACCAAUGCACUGGGCAACUGGCAUGGCGGUGAUGAUGGUAUGACCAUGACUUGGGGCACCAAGAAGCUCACUAUCAAGUCCACCGACGCGGAUUACUCUUUCUAUACUCAGCUCUCCGGCAGCUGCAGAGACAUGACCAGCUACGACGGUUCCUACUUGCACAUCGCCUACACUGGGUCCAAUGCCUUCACCGUUGCGCUGCAGCAACACAACUCGCAAUGCAACUCAGCAGUUGCGCCGUACCCAGAGACCUGGGACUCCAUUGAAGCCGCACGCUACGCCUCUGCUACGGACAUCUACAUCCCGAUGUCUCACUUCAAUAUCCAGCGUAGCCGUGUCAUCGGCGUCGCCCUCAAAGGCUUUUACAAAGCCGAUCCCGUGACCUUGACCAAGAUUGAGAUCGUUCCUUCCAUCCCCGCUGGCUUCACUAUCCCAGCCAAACUCCCCACCGGCAACCUCGUCUUCAGCUGCAAGCGGCCCAACAGCUUCGCCUUCGCCAUCGAUGACGGCGUUCCCGAGUUCGCGCAGGAAGUCCUCAAGAUCAUCAAAGAAGAGAACAUCAAAGUCACUUUCUUCACCGUCGGCGCGCCGCUGCUAGACGCAGGCACCAACCUGAGCAACGUGUACAACGAGAUGAUCUCCCAGGGCCACCAAAUUGCGCUACACAGCUUCACGCAUCCGAAGAUGGAGGGCUUGCCCGACUAUGCUGCCAUCGACUGGGAGUACAACGAGGACAUCAAGGCCGUCAAGCAGACGCUCAAUGGUCUCACCACGCCCUACUUCCGCCCGCCGUUCGGCAACGAGGGUGCGCGCAUGCGGCAGCGCCUAGCAGUCACGACGGGCACGGACAACCCGUACAUCGUGAACUGGUCAGUGGAUGUGGAGGACUGGCUGUGGGCGACGAGCAGCACGCCGGAGAAGCAGAUGGAUGCAUUCCAGAGGGAUGUUGAUAAGGGUGGCAAUUUGGUCGUGCUGCACUACUUGUAUCCGAGCACGGUGGGCUAUCUGAGGCAGUUCAUUCAGAGGGCGAAGGCGACGGGGAAGCAGCUUAUGAGGGUCGAUCAGUGCAUGAUGGAUCCGAACGCGCCGCCAUUGUAG